AUGCAAUCAAUUUUUAUACUGGUAAUUGUCGCGCUGCUAGUGGGAGACGCAUGUAUGUCCAGUGCUACCUACAUCGUUUACCCACCGGAGUAUGACAUUUCCAACCAGCAGUUUGCUAAAUUCAGCUCCUGCAUCGCCCCGACAUUCGAUUCAAAUGCUCCUGAGAGUGAGUACGAUCCGGUUUGUGCAACUGAUGGGUACUCCUACUACAAUAAGUACUCGAUGAAGUGCCUGGCAAUGGCUGUUCCGACGGUGAGAUUCUCCUUUUACGGCCGAUGCCCGAACGAGCCGCUUUUCCUGCCGAUGGAAUCGGUUCGCGAUUGGUGGACUGUUCCGGAGAAAACACGCUUCGCGGUGAAGAACUGUAUCGGCCGUUGUCCGAAACUGUUCGACCCGGUCUGCGGCACCGACAACAAAACCUACAGCAGUGAGUGCGCACUAACCUGUGUAACGAACAAAAUAUCGCACAUUACAAAGGCCUACACCGGAUUCUGCAAACAGGACAUGACAGUGGAGAACAAGUGUCCCCCGAUACUGCAACCGGUCUGCGGAACGGAUGGUGUAACCUAUUUGAAUAUGUGCCACCUACGCUAUGGUUCCGACAAAGUGCCGAAUCUCGAGAUGGCUCACAUCGGUGACUGCAUUCGACGGUUGGAAGCUAUUCAAAAAGGUUUUGAUCUGAAUAGUAAAUUAGCCGAUAAGAGUUCCUCCGGUUGCGGAGGAGGUUGUGGGUGUGGGGGUUGUUGA
Messenger RNA from Sabethes cyaneus, 747 nucleotides. RefSeq names its product four-domain proteases inhibitor-like. The transcript has a single exon. Gene Ontology annotation, molecular function: protein binding; serine-type endopeptidase inhibitor activity. The coding region runs from base 1 to 747 and encodes 248 amino acids. Lineage: Eukaryota; Metazoa; Arthropoda; Insecta; Diptera; Culicidae. The record is from RefSeq and is a predicted model, not a curated record.